AUGAUUCUAGCAACUGCAUUUUCUUUCUUUCUUGUCUGUAUCAUUUUCUCCAAUUAUUUCCCCUUAAUUUCCCAUAUUCUCUCUCUCUCUCUCAUUACCCACCAUCUCUCUUGCUGCUUUACUUUCUUUUUUAUCUGUUUUUAUACAUACAUGUUGUUCCUUCUCUUCAUUUAUUUCCCCCUCCCCACUUGUUUAAAAUUUGACUUGUUUUCUUCUUGCCACCUGAGCUACCCCACUUGCACCCAAGUUCCCCAGCCAACCCCAUUCUCCCUACUCCAACCUCACCCUCUCUAUUUUGUGAGUGAUGCACUUUCCAUCUCUCUCUCUCUCUCUCUCUCUUUCUGCCUUGUUGCCAGCAUCACAACCAGCCAUGGCUGCUGCAGUAGUGGCAGCAUCAGGAUGAGGAAGAGGAGAAAUAAACAUCAGCAUUUAGAACUUCUCUCUUUCUUGCUCAUCUAUCCUUUAUAUGAUGCUAGUCAGGCUACUUUCUUCACCUUUAUCACCACCACCAUCAUCAUCAUCAUCAUUCAUCACCUUCUUUCUUUUCUAUCUAUCUUUCUUUACCACCUCCUCCUUUACUCUAGUUACUGUUGUCUCUCACAUGCCUCACUUUGA
Molecule: messenger RNA, 615 nt
Organism: Acanthosepion pharaonis
Lineage: Eukaryota; Metazoa; Mollusca; Cephalopoda; Sepiida; Sepiidae
Source: the annotation of a GenBank genome assembly